AAUUUGUUUUGGGUAGGUGCUGAAAUACAAAGAGACAGCAGUUAUGAUUAUGUCAAUGUGCAACCUAUCUUCAUCAUUGGGAUCUUUAAAUUCAUUCAGACUUGUAUCUUUUCAUCAUUCCGCCAUUCCUAAAAUUACAAAACCCUCACUCUUCUCUCAGUUUCCCAAAGUGGUUUCCUCCAUGUCUUACCACAAAGAACUCGCUGCUGCCAAGAAAGCUGCCUCUCUUGCUGCUCGCCUUUGCCAGAAAGUGCAAAAGGCGCUGUUGCAAUCAGAUGUCCAAUCUAAAUCAGAUAAAAGCCCUGUCACAGUGGCUGACUAUGGCUCACAGGCUGUAGUUAGUUUUAUACUGCAGAGAGAACUUCCAUCUGAAUCUUUCUCAUUAGUGGCUGAGGAGGAUUCGGGAGAUCUUCGCAAGGAUGGUGCCCAAGAAACACUAGCACGCAUUACAGAACUUGUGAAUGAUACUCUUACCAGUGAUGGGACAUGUGUAUCUCGUGUAUCUGAGGAAGAUGUUCUUACUGCCAUUGACUCUGGCAAAUCUGAAGGCGGUUCUAAUGGCCAACACUGGGUUUUGGAUCCUAUUGAUGGCACCAAAGGUUUUCUAAGAGGAGACCAGUAUGCAAUAGCAUUAGCACUGCUAGAUGAAGGAAAAGUGGUGUUGGGUGUCCUCGCUUGUCCAAAUCUUCCCUUGGCAUCCAUUGGUGGUCAAGAUCAGCAUUCUUUACACAACCAAAUUGGCUGCCUUUUCUCUGCUAAAAUUGGCGAAGGAACUGAUAUGCAGCCAUUAGAUGGUUCUUCACCAAUAAAGGUGCAUGUCAGCGCCAUUGAAAACCCUGAGGAAGCAUCAUUCUUUGAAUCAUUCGAAGCAGCACACUCAAAGCAUGACUUGUCUAGCUCCAUAGCAAAGAAACUUGGAGUCAAAGCACCCCCGGUUAGAAUUGAUAGCCAGGCGAAGUAUGGGGCUCUAUCCAGAGGAGAUGGGGCCAUUUAUCUUCGCUUCCCUCAUAAAGGAUAUCGUGAAAAAAUAUGGGAUCAUGCUGCUGGAUGCAUUGUUGUGACAGAAGCUGGGGGUGAGGUGUCAGAUGCGGCUGGGAACCCAUUAGAUUUUUCUAAGGGAAGAUAUCUUGAUUUGGAGACAGGCAUCAUUGUCACGAAUAAGAAGUUGAUGCCAUCGCUAUUGAAGGCAGUUCGAGAGUGUCUUGAUGAGAAACCUUCCUCAUUGUAAUUUCUUUCUUGCUUGCAGUUAGGAGAGUUUACUGAUGAGAAAGCUUCUUUUGCUGCAGUUUCUUUUAUAAAAUUGAUCAUUUAUUCGGUAUGUGAGCAUUUAGGCAAGUGGGACGGUAAUCAGCAGUAUUUGAUCAAAUCCUAUGUUGAAGUUUAUUGCAUCUUUUCAGCUGUAUCGUAACCACUGGCCUCAGUUUCAAACUGUCAUCAUUUUCUGCUCUAGUAAUUAUGGGUAAUUGGGACUAUGUAUAAUUAUGUUUCGUCCGGAUGAAUGAGUCGGAUUUGUUUUGAAAUGUUGUUUUCUUCUCUUUGUAGUUUUCUGGUGAAAGUUCGGAAAGUUUGGUUGGAAA
Molecule: messenger RNA, 1577 nt
Organism: Vitis riparia (riverbank grape)
Lineage: Eukaryota; Viridiplantae; Streptophyta; Magnoliopsida; Vitales; Vitaceae
Product: SAL1 phosphatase-like
Exons: 8
Coding region: 44-1228 (394 amino acids)
Biological process (GO): phosphatidylinositol phosphate biosynthetic process; sulfate assimilation
Molecular function (GO): 3'(2'),5'-bisphosphate nucleotidase activity
Source: RefSeq, a predicted model, not a curated record